Messenger RNA from Necator americanus (New World hookworm), 489 nucleotides. RefSeq lists its product as uncharacterized. The coding region runs from base 1 to 489 and encodes 162 amino acids. NCBI's taxonomy places the organism in Eukaryota, Metazoa, Nematoda, Chromadorea, Rhabditida, Ancylostomatidae. The record is from RefSeq and is a predicted model, not a curated record. The transcript has a single exon.
AUGACAUCAUGCAACAUCGUCUUAGCACCAUCAUGGUGCCCUUUUACCGAUCUCGAGUACACCAGUGAUGUUGUUAUAUUCGCAGACAGUAGCACGACACUUCAACAUGUUGUCAAUCUUGAAUCGAAGCUCUGUACGACCUAUGAACUACGUCUGUGCCCUGAUGUGUGUAAGCAGAUGUGGGUCUCUUUAAGGCUUCCACAAAUCCAAAAAUCAGAGCAAGCGGGCGGUCGAUUCAGUUCGUCGAAUUCGUCGAUGAGUUCUGUUACUUUGGUCAAAGUGUUUGAGGUCAGCUCCCAUCGCCGAAUUUACGCUGCGGGUCUGGUCAUCCGCUAUUCGCCUUAUCACGAUGUGUAUACCGGAGACUUGUUCAGCUCCGUCAAUAGUGAUGGCGAAGCUCGACGGAAGGGAUGCUACUUGAUUACACGUGGCCCAGCGUAUGCCACAGUGAAGCUCUCUACGAUCUUGAUGUUGUGUACCGGUGGAUAA